AUGAAGCUGAUCAACACCGUCCUCGCCUUCGCCCUCGCCGCCGGCGCCAUGGCCCAAGACAAGUCCGGCGCCGGAACCAUCGCGCCUCCCAAGAGCCUCCCUCCCGCGGACACCUCAAUCCUACCAACUGGCGCCAGCCUCCCCACGACUCUGGGCGCCCACUCCACGGCUACUUCCAGCGGCUCUGGGUCAGCCGGCGCCAGCACGACGCCCACGGCAAGCGGCGGGUCGGGCUCUACCUCGGCGACCAAGACCGGCAGCGGAACAGCAAGCGGCGGUCAGGCAACUAGCUCGUCAACGGCUGGCGCUGCAUUCCCGACAGCGAAUGUGAUGAACAUAGCGCCACCUGUCGGCGUGGCUCUCGUGGCCAUGGCUCUGUAA
This is a messenger RNA of Purpureocillium lilacinum, 381 nucleotides long. RefSeq lists its product as uncharacterized. NCBI's taxonomy places the organism in Eukaryota, Fungi, Ascomycota, Sordariomycetes, Hypocreales, Ophiocordycipitaceae. The record is from RefSeq and is a predicted model, not a curated record.